UUUUUCCCCAGAUAUGAUUACCCACACCCUUUUGCCUUUAUCCUCCGGCAUCCUACGCCCAGCUCUCUUCUGAAAAGCCUGGGCAGGGUUUUGCUAAGUCAUCUUGAAUUCGCAUUUUCCCUCUCUCUGCAAGAGGCAGUAUUUAGUGCAAAGUUUCCUUCUUCGAGAUUUUACCCACUUAGUGAAGAGCUGAAAGAGAAGGUGCUGUUGAAAUCUUUGAGAUCUUGAUCAUCCUGCAAUGGCUGCUGCAAGGAAAGUCAUCAAAACCGUGCUCAGUAAGGAGCAAGCAGAAGGAGUUGGGGCUCGUGUGCGUCGGAGUAUAGGCCGGCCAGAAUUGAAAAACCUGGACCCAUUUCUGCUGCUUGAUGAAUUCAAAGGAGGCCAGCCAGCUGGCUUUCCCGAUCACCCACACCGAGGUUUUGAAACAGUAUCAUAUCUAUUGGCAGGUGGAUCCAUGGCCCAUGAAGACUUUUGUGGCCAUACAGGUAGACUAGAUCCAGGAGAUUUGCAGUGGAUGACUGCUGGCCGUGGCAUUCUCCAUGCAGAGAUGCCCUGUUCUGAAGAGCCAGCCCAUGGAUUACAGCUUUGGGUUAAUCUGCGAAGCUCUGAGAAGAUGAUUGAACCUCAGUACCAAGAACUGAAAAGCAAAGAGAUACCCAAACCUUCACAGAAUGGUGUGACAGUGGCUGUCAUUUCAGGAGAGGCAUUGGGUGUCAAGUCCAAAGUGUACACUCGCACACCAACACUGUAUCUGGAUUUCAAGUUAGAUGCAGGAGCAAAGCACACCCAACCAGUUCCCAAAGGUUGGACAGCAUUUAUUUAUACACUCACUGGCAACAUUUGUGUUGGUCAUGCUGAUGCUCAACAAAAGGUAGAGCCUCACCACACAGCAGUGCUGGAUGAUGGGGAUUGUGUCCAGUUUGAGAAUAAGGAUGCUGAAAUGAGUCAUUUUGUUUUAGUGGCUGGUGAGCCAAUAAAGGAAACAGUGAUUCAACAUGGGCCAUUUGUUAUGAAUACCCAGGAAGAAAUUUUACAAGCCAUUGAUGACUUCAGAAAUGCAAGAAAUGGCUUUGAGAGAGCUACCACCUGGAAAUCAAAGAUUGGAAACAAAUGAUUUGAAAUAUUAGAAAUGCAACUGGUCAACUGAUUAUGUUUAUAGCUGUAAUCUUGAUUCUCCUAGUCUUUCCUCAUGCGUUACUCUCUUUGCUUCACUGGAGCUAAUCAUGUGGAUGUGCCAGAUUGACUUAUAGAAACAAAGUUAACUUACUGUAAUAGAAUAGUGCGUCUGAAUUUUUAAUGUGUUGUCAAAGGCUUUCAUGGCCAGAAUCACUAGGUUGCUGUGAGUUUUCCGGGCUGCAUGGCCAUGCUCCUGACAUUUCACCCACAUCUAUGGCAGGCAUCCUACCAACAAAGGAUUCCCCCAGACAUGAAGUAGCCAGGCUUUGAAGCUGCAAGGCUAAUUAAGGUGGCCAAUUGCAACAUUCACACUUGCCUCAAGCAGACAAGAGUUCUUUCUCCCACAUUUCACAGAUAUAUAAACCCCACUUCCCUAGUUUCCAGCAGACCUCAAAACCUCUGAGGAUACCUGCCAUCGAUGUGGAUGAAACAUUAGGAGAGAAUGCUUCUGGAACAUGGCCAUACAGCCCGGAAAACUCAUGGCAAUUCACUGUAUUUCUAAUGUACUUUUUUUAAAAAAAAUGCAAAUAUUCUGUAGUAGAAAAUGCACAAAAAUCUAUUUCUCUGUAAUAAAAAUUGCCUUCAGUUUUCAAUGUA
Molecule: messenger RNA, 1773 nt
Organism: Anolis sagrei ordinatus
Lineage: Eukaryota; Metazoa; Chordata; Lepidosauria; Squamata; Anolidae
Gene: PIR
Product: pirin
Biological process (GO): monocyte differentiation
Cellular component (GO): nucleus
Molecular function (GO): quercetin 2,3-dioxygenase activity
Source: RefSeq, a predicted model, not a curated record